Molecule: messenger RNA, 1825 nt
Organism: Helianthus annuus (common sunflower)
Lineage: Eukaryota; Viridiplantae; Streptophyta; Magnoliopsida; Asterales; Asteraceae
Product: phosphatidate cytidylyltransferase 2
Exons: 12
Coding region: 298-1581 (427 amino acids)
Cellular component (GO): endoplasmic reticulum membrane
Molecular function (GO): phosphatidate cytidylyltransferase activity
Source: RefSeq, a predicted model, not a curated record
UCACGGUUGUUUAGUUUUUCAAAUCAACAUUAUUUUAAACUUUUAAUCAUAUUAUUUUUAUGACAUGUGAAUUCAAGAGGCAAAGGCUCAUAUUUUUCAAAAAACAUACGUACGUUAGCGGUUAGGGUUAAUUCGCAUGCUCGUCACCUUGUUUAGCUGAUGAUUCACGACAAAUUCACAAAUGCCUUUUCGGUGAUCUUCCGAGAUUCUUCAACCACGAGGAAAUAUGUACAUAGAUUCAUCAAAUCAAGAGUGCACAUACAUUUGAUUUCAGCCCCAGAGUAAAUUUCAGCGAAAAUGAACGCUAAACUAAUGGAAAAAAGUUUUCAAAGCCCUAGAUCACCUUCAAUUACUCGAUCUCGGCAUAGAAGAAAAUCAACUGAGGCUUUUUCAGAUGUAGUGAAAGUAAGUGACAAUAAUUUGCUCCUCAAUGACCAAAACAAAUACAGAUCAAUGUGGGUUCGAACAUAUUCUUCUGUUUGGAUGCUGUUGUGCUUUAUAUUGGUUGUCUAUUUGGGUCAUAUUUAUCUCUGGGGUAUGAUCGUCAUUAUCCAAAUCUUAAUGACGAGCGAGCUUUUUAACUUGCUUAGAAGAGCUCAUGAAGCUAAACAGCUUCCAGGAUUCAGGCUUCUCAAUUGGCACUUCUUUUUCACUGCAAUGUUGUACGUGUAUGGUCGAAUUCUUGGUCAACAGAUUACGCAUGCUGUAACUCCUGAAAAGUUCUUCUACAAGCUUGCAACCAGUUUUAUGAAGUAUCAAAUGGUCAUCUGUUAUUUCCUAUACAUUGCAGGGUUCAUGUGGUUCAUUCUUACACUAAAGAAAAAGAUGUACAAGUAUCAGUUUAGUCAGUAUGCAUGGACACACAUGAUUUUGAUCGUGGUGUUUGCACAAUCUUCCUUCACCGCUGCCAAUAUCUUUGAAGGGAUAUUCUGGUUUCUCCUUCCGGCAUCACUUAUUGCAAUUAACGAUGUAGCUGCUUAUUUCUUUGGUUUUUUCUUUGGGAAGACGCCACUUAUCAAGAUUUCUCCAAGGAAAACAUGGGAAGGGUUUAUAGGAGCAUCCGUUACAACAGUUAUUGCAGCAUUUUUUCUCGCUAACGUUUUGGGUCAUUACCGGUGGAUGACAUGCCCAAGAAGGGAUUUUUCUACAGGUUGGCUUGAAUGUGAUCCUGGCCCUCUUUUUAAGCCUGAAAUAUUUGAGUUACCCAGAGAGAUAACUCAAGUGUUACCAUGGAAGGAAAUGUUAGUUUUACCAGUGCAGUGGCAUGCUUUAUGCCUUGGUUUAUUCGCAUCCGUUAUAGCACCAUUCGGAGGCUUUUUUGCUAGCGGGUUCAAAAGAGCCUUUAAAAUUAAGGAUUUUGGUGGCAGUAUUCCAGGACAUGGUGGCUUUACAGACAGAAUGGACUGUCAGAUGGUAAUGGCUGUUUUCGCUUACAUCUACCAUCAGUCCUUCGUUAUUCCGCAAUAUUAUCCGGUUGAGAUCCUUUUGGAACAGAUUUUAAGAAGUCUCAGUUUGGAGGAUCAAGAGUUACUCGUUUCAAAACUAAAGGAGGUAAUAGACGGGAGACACCUCACGCACUGAUUAUUGGUUUACAUGGACGAAAAUGACAGUUAACUCAACAAUUUAUACUGGUCACAGAAUACAUUAAUAGUUGCUACUUGUUCAUUCUUUGAUUCAUUGUCUUCUUUUAUAGAAUGUAAUUAUGGGUAGAUUCCAACAUUGUUGCACCCUAAUCAUGUUUAGGGCCAAAUUAAAACUUUUAUAUACUAUAACUACAUUAUAUAUUGUAAGAUAAUGAUGGUGAUAAAAAUACUAAAAAAUUAAC